GGAUCUCAAUCUUGGGGAGAGGGGGCGGUAACGUGGGGAUGUGGGAGUCUACAGGUAACCGUGUAAUAGAUGAGAGUUUCAGAAGCAGGUGAAUUGAGACUGCGAGGGAAUCGGAUGAUGUUAUGAGGUGGAAAUAAGUGAUUUUAAUGAUCAUAUGGACAUAUGACUGGUAUCUCAGUUUGGAGAAUGAAAUAUGACACUAAGGUUGUUUCAAUGUCAGACAGUUUCCAGUGACAGAUGAAGUUUGCAAUUGGGGAGUAGACUUCGUAAUGGGGCCUGUAAGGAAUGACUAUCAUCCUCCUCCUAUUUCAGUGACAGAGUUCAGUUUUACUCCAGUACUGGAUGUCAAACAGGUCAGGACAGUGCGAGUUGGAUGGUAACUUGGUGCUGGUUGUUUUCACACAGAGUUUUACAGGGUGUGAUAAGAGGAGGAUUUGCAGGCAGGAAACAGAAAUGAAACAUCACAUAAUGACCUGAUGGAGUCACCCAAUUUAUUACAACCAGAAUACCAACAGAUUUUAACCAUGGAAGAGGAAAGCACGAUUCAUAGUGGGGAGAACAGGUACACAUGUUCUGUGUGCAGAAAAGGCUUCAACCAAUCAACUGACCUCAAGAACCACAAAUGCAGUCACUCUGGGGAUAAACCUUGGAAAUGUGGGGACUGUGAGAAAGAAUUUAAACACCACUCUGCGCUGAAAAUUCACCAACGUGUUCACACUGGUGAAAGGCCAUUCACCUGCGCCCUGUGUGGGAAGGGAUUCACUCAGUUCUCCACACUGAUUACACACCAGCGGGUUCACACUGAGGAUAGACCUUUCAAGUGUCCAUAUUGUGGGAAGUGCUUUAAAAGCUCUGGUGAUCUGAUGUCCCAUCAACGUGUUCACACUGAGGAGAGACGGUUCAGAUGCUCUGACUGUGGUGCUGGCUUCAAGUGGUCAUCCCAGCUCACUGUUCACCAGCGCAUUCACACUGGGGAGAGACCAUUUACCUGCUCUGAAUGUGGAAUUGGAUUUACUCAAUCAUCUCACCUCAAGGCACACCAACAGGUUCACACUGAGGACAGACCUUUUAAAUGUUCAAACUGCAGGAAGUGCUAUAAAAGUUCCAGCCGUCUGCAGUCACAUCAACGUGUUCACACUGAGGAGAGACCCUUUAAAUGUUCAGACUGCGGUAAGUGCUUUAAAAGUUCCGGGGAACUGAUGCUUCAUCAACGUAUUCACACUGAGGAGAGACCGUUCCGGUGCUCUCACUGUGGGACUGGGUUUAGGAGAUCGUCACAACUCACUAUACAUCAGCGGCUUCACACUGGGGAGAGGCCAUUUAUCUGCUCGGAAUGUGGGCAGGGAUUCAUUCAGUUCUCCACCCUGUUGACACACCAGCGAGUUCACACUGGAGAGUGGCCAUUCACCUGCACUGAGUGUGGGAAAGGGUUCAUUGAGUCAUCCCACCUCAAGGCACACCAACGAGUUCACACUGAGGAGAGACCUUUCAAAUGUUCAGAUUGUGGGAAGUGUUACAAAAGCUCUGGAGAGCUUAAGUUACACCAACGUGUUCACACUGAUGAGAGACCGUUCAGCUGCUCUCACUGUGGGACUAGGUUCAGAUGGUCAUCUCAACUCAGUGUACAUCAGCGCACUCACACUGGAGAGAGACCAUUCACCUGCUCUGAGUGUGGGAAGGGAUUCACUCAGAAAAUCCACCUGUUGACACACCAGCGGGUUCACACUGGGGAGGCACCUUUUAAAUGUACAGACUGUGGGAAGGGCUUUAAAAGUUCUGGGGAUCUGAUGCGUCAUCAACGAGUGCAUUCUGAUGACAGGCCUUUUAAAUGCCCAGAGUGUGGGAAGUGCUUUAAAAGCUCUGGGGAACUAAUGUCCCAUCAACAUAUUCAUACCGAUGAGAGACCGUUCAGGUGUACUCACUGUGGCACUGGGUUCAGGCGAUCAACUCAACUCACUGUACAUCAGCGAGUUCACACUGGAGAGAGACCUUUCAUCUGCACUGAAUGUGGGAAAGGCUUCACUCAGAAAUCCCACCUCAUGGCACACCUGCAGCGACGUAUCCACAAGUAACUUCAGGAGGUGUGUUUGUCUGUUACUCACACCAAGGUCACAAGGAUGUUCACUGGUGACUUUUACAAUCCUAGCAUUUAGAUCAGAGUGGUGCUGGAAAAGCGCAGCAGGUCAGGCAGCAUCCGAGGAGCAGGAAAAUCUACGUUUUGGGCAAAAGCCCUUCAUCAGGAAAGUCCUCACUUUUGCCUAUUAGCUUUAUAUGAUAAUGGUAAGGGUAAAAGUAAAUAUAUGGACUUUCUGUUACACACAGUCAGCUGUUUAUAUUUAAUAUUGUACUUACUAUAACACUACCUUUUGAAUAUAAAUCAGAAAAAUAGGUGUGCAUGUAAUAUGAGUAAUACAGUAGUAAUGGGCGAUUUCGAUUUCCGUAUAGAUUGAUGCUGAUUAGCUUUACCCAAUGUAGUGGAGGAUGAAUUUCUGUGGUGUGGAUAAGAUUCAUUUAUGAAGCAGAAUUUUUAAUGACCAAAUAUGAAUCAGGCUGUUUUGUAUUUUGUAUUAUGUAAACAGAAUGUGUGAUUAACAGUAUUGCUGUUCAGAUGCGUUUGGGAAAUAGCCACCAUAACAUCGUCAAAUUUUUCAUCAAGUUUGAAAGAAGUAUAGCUAAAUUGCUGUUUAUGGUAAGAUCUUUGAAAAUUGUUAUAUAUGUA
Messenger RNA from Hemiscyllium ocellatum (epaulette shark), 2719 nucleotides. RefSeq names its product zinc finger protein 420-like. The record is from RefSeq and is a predicted model, not a curated record. Gene Ontology annotation, biological process: regulation of DNA-templated transcription. Gene Ontology annotation, molecular function: RNA polymerase II cis-regulatory region sequence-specific DNA binding; DNA-binding transcription factor activity, RNA polymerase II-specific. NCBI's taxonomy places the organism in Eukaryota, Metazoa, Chordata, Chondrichthyes, Orectolobiformes, Hemiscylliidae. Bases 477 to 2072 code for a protein of 531 amino acids. The transcript has 2 exons.